UCCGCAGCGCCAGACGCACCGAGAGACGGUGGAGUGAGAGGAACCGUGCGUAAAAACGCUCUCAGUGUGCAUGUGUCGGUGUUGGAGAGUUGGAGAGUGCGCGCUGACAGACAGGAGCGUCUCCAGAUGAGGAGGAAGAACCAGCGGAGUUCUUCUUCACUUUUAUUGACCUCUAAUCCACGCUCUUCUUUUUUCCUGGCUGGCUCAGCGGAAGAAGAAAAUAAACAUUAAGAAGAAGAAGAAUAAGAAGAAGAAGGGUGCGAUUCAGAGUAUUUUUUAGUAUUUUUAGCAUCCCUCUUUUCCCCCUCUCCCCGUCCCUUCUGAGUGCGGAGUGGCGGAGGGAGGGACGGGAGAACCGGGCGGACACUCUGCGCGCCUCCCCGGUGGAUGAGCCCCUGGAUGCGGGACGAUGGAUUAACAGCCCUCCCCGGAGCCCGCAGCUGCUUAUUUUUUCCCCGCCGACCCCCUGUCCUUCUCGGGAUUAUUUCAGGCCUCUGUGACCCCCCCGACCUCCCUCUCGAGAUGAGCGAGGAGUAUGUGUUGCGCUGCGUCCUGAUGCUCUGCUGCGCGCUGCUGUCCGCCAACGCGAGCAACUGGCUGUACCUGGCCAAGCUGUCGUCAGUGGGAAGCAUCCGGGAUGAGGAGACGUGCGAGAGGUUACGAGGUCUCAUCCAGAGACAGGUGCAGAUCUGUAAGCGCAGUGUGGAGGUGAUGGAUGCCGUGCGUCGUGGAGCUCAGCUGGCGAUCGACGAGUGUCAGUUCCAGUUUAGAAACCGGCGAUGGAACUGCUCCACGCUGGAGACCAUGCCUGUGUUUGGAAAGAUUGUCACGCAGAGCACCCGUGAGGCAGCCUUUGUGUACGCCAUCUCAGCAGCCAGUGUGGCGUUUGCGGUCACGAGGGCCUGCAGCAGCGGAGAGCUGGAAAAAUGUGGCUGUGACCACAAUGUUCAUGGAGUCAGUCCAGAGGGGUUCCAGUGGUCGGGCUGCAGUGAUAACAUUGCAUAUGGAGUGGCCUUCUCCCAGUCCUUUGUGGAUGUGAGGGAGAGGAGUAAAGGCCAGUCGUCCAAUCGGGCUCUCAUGAACCUGCACAACAACGAGGCCGGCAGGAAGGCCAUCCUGUCCCACAUGCGUGUAGAGUGCAAAUGUCACGGUGUGUCCGGCUCCUGCGAGGUGAAAACCUGCUGGAAAGCCAUGCCGCCUUUCCGCAAAGUGGGCAACGUCAUUAAGGAGAAGUUUGACGGUGCCACUGAGGUGGAGCAGCGUAAAGCAGGCACCACUAAAGUCCUCAUGCCUCGAAACUCCCAGUUCAAACCGCACACGGACGAAGAUCUGGUCUACCUUGAGCCCAGUCCGGAUUUCUGCGACCACGACCCCAAAAUGCCGGGAAUGUUUGGCACGGUUGGACGUCAGUGUAACCGAACAUCAAAGGCUAUAGACGGGUGCGAGCUGAUGUGCUGCGGACGAGGUUUCCAGACUCAGGAAGUGGAGGUGGUGGACAGGUGCAGCUGCAAAUUCCACUGGUGCUGCUACGUCAAAUGCAAACAGUGCCGCAAAAUGGUGGAGAUGCACACUUGCCGGUGAUGGGAGUCGGGGCAAAGAGGACAAAUCAAACGCCCCACACUCUAAGGAAAGAAAGGGAACAAGGAUGACUGUUGAAUGUCCCUCUUCUCCUGCUUGAAACCACCCCACCCUCCCACUACUGGUCCCUUUGUGCUUGUCCUGUUGGUGUUAUUCCACUUUAAAGGAUAUCAGUAGAUUAUGCAUGGGAUUUGCUACAGAGCUCCAGAGGCAGUUCUUCUCAAGUAGAAAGCAUAUUUUACUUUCUGUCUCCCUCCAUCCCUCACUCUUACAUUUGCUUUGUCAUUGAUUGCUUCUUAUUUUUGUAUUGUUUAACUUAUUUGUUGAGACUGAGGAGAUUGACGAGGAGUGGACCUAAGAAGGAGGAGAUAAUAAGGGACGAACUGGACCCAUGGGGGGGGUAAAAGGGUUGGGUUGGGGUCAAAAAGAGGGGUUUUUGCCCUUUAUCCUUGCUGCUGCUGCUGCUUCGGGACUCACUUUGUCAAAAAGGAGACGUAAAGUCUGUCAGAGGACGGAUCUGACCAACGGAGGACAAACUAUCACAGACAGACUUUCUGUGAUUUGCUUCUUGUGUGUACAUGGCCGCGCUGAGGUUCGGUUGCUUGUGAGUCAUUUAUUUUGCCCCCUGCAAUGCCCUGAUGCUGCUCCACUCACACACACACACACACUCACUGUCUCUCUAUCAGGAUGAUCGACAGGUAAAAGCCACUGUCAGCUAUGUAGACCUGUAGCACUGGCAGGUGAUGGCUGUUAGAAACACACACACACACACAGACACACACACACAGCAAACAUUACUCCAAAUCAACACCUGUAUUCAUCCACAGCUGCAACAAGAAACCUUCUAUCAUAAACAUUUUCCAGAUCAGAUUUGAAACGAUGCGGCCCCAUUUCAGAACAUGAUUUUUGGACCUUUUAGCUCGUUCCGAUUGAUGUUGAUCCUGGCCUCCUCCUGCACCUUGCCGUAUGCCAAAUGUUAGUUGGCUGAAUGCAAACAGUGAACAGAAUCAUGCAUGCACACGCAAACACACUCAAUGUAAACACACACAGAUACACAAAGGGCUUGCCAAGCAUGUUAAAGCAUGCAUGAUGACUGAAGCACUUUCUCUCCAAGCGCACAUAGAGCCCUCACCCCACAGCAACCAAUAACUGACCACAUAUCCAACUAUACCUGUUCCUCUCACACACACACAUGCACUCACACACACAUAAACACACACAUGCACUCACAAACACAAACACCUUUCCCAUGCCACUGUCAGGACUGUAUUGUUGUCUUGUACUACCACCAUAAAGCCAAGCUUUCCUAUAAUAACGUGCUAUCAUUAUAGAGACAUACUGUAGAUCUGUAAAGACGUAUACACUGAAGAAGACUAUACUGCCUAUGAAUGUAUGUUAAUAAUGAAUAUAUGCUGUGUCAAAAUGA
Messenger RNA from Gymnodraco acuticeps, 3004 nucleotides. It is a transcript of the gene wnt4, whose product is annotated as wingless-type MMTV integration site family, member 4. The record is from RefSeq and is a predicted model, not a curated record. Gene Ontology annotation, molecular function: frizzled binding; cytokine activity. The coding region runs from base 388 to 1581 and encodes 397 amino acids. Gene Ontology annotation, cellular component: extracellular region. The transcript is spliced from 6 exons. NCBI's taxonomy places the organism in Eukaryota, Metazoa, Chordata, Actinopteri, Perciformes, Bathydraconidae. Gene Ontology annotation, biological process: canonical Wnt signaling pathway; cell fate commitment; neuron differentiation.